AUGGCACACACACCUUCAGCAACAGCCUCUCAUUCUCCUCAUUCGAAUCCCAAUCUCACUCAAUUUCCCCCACCUUCCCUUGGAAAUCCAUCAUUUGGCACCCAUUGGGCUUCCACUGAUGAACCUGAUUCAUCCUCCUCUUUACAUCCAACUUAUGCUCUCUUAAGCACUCCUUCAAAUCUCCAAAACGACACUAUGCAAUUCUUCCACAAGCUUCCUCCCAGUCACCAAUUAAAUCCUCCUGGCUCUUCAAAUAGCAACACAACAUCUUAUUUCCCCUCUUUAGACACGGGAGGUGAGUACUACUCACCUCAACCUUCUUCUUCAUCCUCUGCUUUCAAUCAAAUCCCUUCCAAUCAGGCUAAUCAACAACAAAGCAACAGUAGACAAAUGACUGACCUUGACGGAUCGAUGAUUACUCCCUCUAGGUCAACUGGUGGGGUCAGUCUGCCGGGUUUCACUAGUCCUGAGUCGGCCUUCUAUCAGUACCAGAAUCGAAUGGAAGGUCAGUUGUGUCAGAUCUGUGGUGAACUAGCGGCUGGCUUUCAUCAUGGUGCCUAUGUUUGUGAGGCCUGUAAAAAAUUCUUUAUGCGUCAUUCACUUGCUAAUGGACGUUCCACUACGACCUGCCCCUCAGGUGGAAAUUGUGUCAUUGCAAAGAAUAGUCGUGGAAGGUGCCAACAAUGCCGAUACAAAAAGUGCCUUGAAGUUGGAAUGAGUCUUAAGGAUAUGGACGCCCAGGGAGAAUUGGACAUUUCAAACAUUCCAUGCCGAGUAUGCGGUGGCCGAUCAUCGGGUUUUCACUUUGGAGCUCUAACCUGCGAAGGUUGUAAGGGCUUUUUUCGACGCACAGAGGAGACAGCAUCGAGGCUGGUUUGUGUCGGGGGAAAGGACAAUUGUACCAUAACUCCACGCAGUCGUAAUGUGUGUAAAUCCUGCCGAUUUCGUAGGUGUCUACGCGCUGGCAUGUCUAAGCGAGGAAGUCGUAUUGGACGUCAACCGAAUGCAGUCAAGUUCCAUUGUGCUAUAGAGAUUCGCCAAAUGCAAGAUAAUGGUCAACCUCUAGCAACAGAUUUUGGUCAUCCACCUAGGAAACACAGUUCUGUUCCAACCCUAACAUCCUCCUCAGCAUCUCCUUCCUCAUCGUCUCAGACCAAUGGUGCCCAAGGAGGUGGAAUAGGUGACUUGCCACAACGUAGAGCAUCAGCAGGAGCUUGUGACAUGGCCGCAUACUCUAAUGUUACCAACCUGCCUCGACGAAAAGCAUCUGCGCCAGUGAAAAUGGAAUCGGUGGGUUUACACCUGGUAGCAGCGAGUAGACCCGUAUCAGUACAUACUCCUAUUUCUAUGAGUAGUAUCGGGGGUGGUGGUAGCGGUUCUUCACAGAUUUCGUCAUCGACAUCUUCUGCAGCCGCAGCCGCUGCCGCAGCGGCUGCUGCUGCGACGGCCGCGGUAUCUGGUGUAGUUGGAACGGAUGAGGAGAUUCUGGUGGACGGGCUAAAUUGGUUCAACUAUGGAAUGCGCAUGGCCAUGGAAUUUAUGCGACUACCGGCUACGUACUUUAAAUCCCGGUUCGACAUGAGUACGUUUGAGACUUCACAAGCCGAUGAUGAGCACCAAGUGUGGGACCACGUUAUGAAUCACUUCCACCUUCACUCGCAGCAAGUUGUCCAAUUUGCCAAAUUGAUUCCGGGUCAGUGUUGUUUUUCUUAUUCAAGUUCUUAA
Molecule: messenger RNA, 1725 nt
Organism: Rodentolepis nana
Lineage: Eukaryota; Metazoa; Platyhelminthes; Cestoda; Cyclophyllidea; Hymenolepididae
Source: the annotation of a GenBank genome assembly